Prunus persica (peach) is the source of this 2116-nucleotide messenger RNA. Its product is annotated as lipoamide acyltransferase component of branched-chain alpha-keto acid dehydrogenase complex, mitochondrial. NCBI's taxonomy places the organism in Eukaryota, Viridiplantae, Streptophyta, Magnoliopsida, Rosales, Rosaceae. The record is from RefSeq and is a predicted model, not a curated record. Gene Ontology annotation, molecular function: lipoic acid binding; acetyltransferase activity. Gene Ontology annotation, cellular component: mitochondrion; cytoplasm. Bases 303 to 1832 code for a protein of 509 amino acids. The transcript is spliced from 8 exons.
GGCUGCUUACGCGUCAGCUGUUGAGUCAUGUAGAUCCUGCACUUUGCAGAGCAGAGCUGAAAAGACACCAACGUAUGGCAAAACUUAUCUGAUGCUGUCAUGCUGAUGCGGCAUACGAUAAAAUUAAACUCUCAGAGCCAAAUCGACAAACUGUACAGCUGGACCUAACGUCAUCGUCGUCAUCUAUAUACACUGAUACAGAGCUCAGAGCUUACUCCCCAACAAUAAUACUCUACUCUAAAUUCAAUUUAAUCGACUAAUCCAAUCAUUUUUGAGCUCUCGUACGGAAACCAAAAACGAAGAUGAUCGCUCGGCGGGCCUGGCACAAGCGGGCUUUGGUCUCCGGUCGCCGGUGGCUGUGUCCGUACACCUCUUCAGCUCCGUCGCCGGCGACGGUGCACUCGGGCCGCAGCCCUCCGUUUCGAGCGUUGACUUCCGAGCUUGUUGCAUUCUCCACCGUCGCUUCCACUCCAUUUCGCUUAGCUGAUCCGAUAUCCAAUUGUAGCGUUGCGUAUAAUGUGAAGAGCAGCUGGUUUUCAAGUCAACCAAUGGCUGAUGUUACAGCAGCUGGUAAUGGCAUAGUUGAUGUACCAUUGGCUCAAACUGGUGAAGGCAUUGCUGAGUGUGAGCUCCUCAAAUGGUUUGUGCAAGAGGGGGAUCAAGUUGAAGAAUUUCAGCCACUUUGUGAAGUUCAAAGUGACAAAGCAACCAUUGAAAUAACAAGCCGGUAUCAAGGAAAGGUUAAUCAGCUUCUCUACGUUCCCGGUGACAUCGUUAAGGUUGGAGAAAUUCUUUUAAAGAUGGCCGUCGAGGAAUCUCAGGUUCCAAAGCAGAUUUCGGAGAAUUUUGAAAACACCAAGUCUCUAGAUUCUGAGCUGAACACUCAGAACAUAGGUGGAGUUUUAUCUACACCUCCUGUUCGGAAUCUUGCAAAGCAAUAUGAUAUAGAUAUAAAUGAAGUUGAUGGAACUGGUAAAGAUGGGAGAGUAUUGAAAGGAGAUGUCCUUAAAUAUGCUGCCCAGAAAGGAAUCAUUCAAGACCCAUCUGCCUCUUUGAGUGCUAGUUCUGAUAAAGUUUUGGGAGACGAAAAGAGUUACUCACAUCCAUCAGCUGAAUCCGGAUGUAAUUAUGAUGAUAAGACAGUUACCCUGAGGGGAUUCCAACGAAGAAUGGUUAAAUCGAUGAGUAUGGCAGCAAAAGUUCCACAUUUUCAUUAUGUUGAGGAGAUAAAAUGUGAUGCACUUGUAGAGCUGAAACAGUCUUUCCAAAGUAAUAACUCUGAUUCAAAUGUCAAGCACACGUUCCUUCCAUUAUUGAUAAAGACACUUUCAAUGGCCAUGGGCAAAUAUCCGUUAAUGAAUAGUUGCUUCAAUGAAGAGUCACUUGAGGUCAUCCUCAAAGGUUCCCACAAUAUCGGAAUUGCCAUGGCUACUCCAUAUGGUCUAGUUGUGCCAAUCAUAAAGAAUGUCCAGUCUCUUUCUAUUUUGGAGAUAACAAAGGAACUUUCACGGUUACAACAACUGGCAUUGGAAAACAAGCUUAGGCCUGAAGAUAUAUCUGGAGGAACAAUAACUUUAAGUAAUAUUGGAGCAAUUGGUGGGAAAUACGGUUCGCCUCUGCUCAACUUGCCUGAGGUUGCCAUAAUUGCACUUGGGCGGAUUCAGAAGGUUCCACAAUUUGCAGAUGACGGAAAUGUAUAUCCUGUGUCAAUUAUGACGGUCAAUAUAGGGGCUGAUCAUAGAGUGCUGGAUGGAGCAACUGUUGCGAGGUUUUGCAACGAGUGGAAACAAUUUAUACAGAAUCCAGAGCUGGUCAUGUUGCAUAUGAGAUAGAUGGCUGGUCAUGUUGCUUGAAAUAUGCACUUCUCAACUUGCUAAAUAUUCGUUACUUAGCAGCUGGAGUUGCACCCAACAUGUUACUACUAUGCAUGGAUAAUUUUCAAGCUGUUUACAAGCAAGAUUCCCGGCUCAAGAGAAGUUAGGCAAAAAUCGAAAAGUAGGCCUUUUUACAGCGGUUCAAGCUUGGAACUGAUAAUCUCAAAUGAUACACAUGUAGACCUACUUUUUUCUAUUAAUAAAUUUGAUGAAGUAAUUUAAAAAAUAAAUGAUGUUUUACU